UCUGCCCCUUUCUUUAACACAUGUGGAAUGUCCAAACUGCUUUCAGAACUGGCCCCAGUUCAUCAUUGUUCCGAGCAUCGAGAUCUCCAGGAAAAUGAAAUGGAAACAGGUUGUUUUGCUUUUGUGUCUCGGGACUGUCUUUAUCCUGGGAAUUCUCCGGGACAGUGAAUGCGCCGCGGUCCCUAUGGAUAAAUCGAACAAACCAGAAGACCAGAAACGAAUGAAGAGGCAGGUUUUCGUGUCUGGACAAGACGCUUCUAAUUUCUUUAAGCGACGUGCCAAGCGUUCUCCGAAAUCCAGGGCCGAAAUGAUGGCUGAGUACAGCCAAAGGCUUGCAGCUGAUGAACGAAGAAAGGAAUAUCAUGAAGAGCAGUACAAUGAAUGGGAGAAUUAUGUAGAAGAGGAGCAAGAUGAACAAUAUGAACGGUCUCGUGAAAAGAUCGAGUCGUGGCGUCUGUGGCACUUUGAUGGUCUCUACCCUCCAUACCAAUACAACCGCCACAUUUAUUAAAAGAAUCCAGUGAGCCUCAGAUUUAUGAGUUAGAACUGAGACUGCACACUAAAAGGCAACAUCAUGUACAGAUUGGUUAGAUAUAACAGGUUUGGUGUUCUACAGUUUUCUUCAAAGUGGCAAUGGAAGAAUGCUGAAUAAAUCUGCGCUUUUGAUUUAUUGCGUGCAGCUUCUAUAGGGCAUAGCUUUGAUAAAUACUGUAUGGCUUUCUUUCAAUGUUCUAACAAGUUCAUAAAUUUGAAGCAUUAUCUGAUUCAAAAGAUUUUUAACAUUUUGUUGCAAAGAGGAGUAUUAAAGUUGAAUGUACCAGCCUCUCAUAGGUAACAGAUAUGUGCAGAAUAUCAGACUGCAAAAGCUUCAGGCUAUUAAAAUCUUUACCCAUAGUUUAGGGUCUAUUUAAUCUAAGAUUCCCAGUAUUGAAGGAUAGCUUUUCUCAGCUACUUCUAUUUAUCAAACACCUCUAUUGUAGUAGAAAGUACCAUGGUGCUUCACAGGGAUGUAUAGAACAAAAUUAGACACCAAGAAAAUUAUUAUGGGAGAUGUCCAAAUACUUAAUUGAAGAGGUAAGUUAUAAGAAAAAUCUUGAAGAAAGAGCUAGAAGGGCAGAGAGGUUUAGGAAAAGAAACUUGAACCAUAAGGCCCAGGCAGCUGAAUGCACAGCCACCUUCAAUUCAAAUAUUUGUGCUGUAUAGUUUCCUUUUCACUAUAUAACUUUUAAUUAUGCACUUAAGCUGUAAUACAACUGCAUGCAGAAUAUUAAAAAAUGAACAGAAUAAAUAUUUUUAAUCCCAAUAUUUUUGUAGGUACUGAGUUUGUUAAAGAUUUAGUAGUGACUUACUAAACCACUGGUAUCAAGUUCCAUAACUGGUGAUUGAUGUUGACACUAAUCAAUACAAAAAUACUGCACUUCUGUAAAACAAACUGAGUUGGCUGGUCUGUCUUGUUAAUCCGAAAAAUUCAAAUAUUGUAGUCAGCUCCACGCAUCUUGACCACCAACAAAUUCUAAUGUUACCAAGUCUCACGUUUGGCACACUUAGAUUCCAAUUAGGAGUUUUUAUUGCUGAGGAAUAUCUUUUGAAAUACCAUUUAACAAAAACCCAGCAGAUUUACACGACUGCAGUCACCUCUGUGCAUUGAAAUUUUUUUGCUGAAUGUACAUCUGGCUCUACCAUUGAAGCAGUUAAUUUCCAAAAAGUGGUGGGAUUUUUAUUAACUGUAUCAAACACCAUGGUAACCGUUUUAAACUGCAGUACUCACCCUAUUGUUACAUGCCAAUAAAGCUAAUUGUAUUUGUAACCAAAAUUCCAACAACAAAAUGAGUUUCAAAUAAACUGCAAAGCAACACCAGUGCAUAAUUACUCCUAA
Molecule: messenger RNA, 1876 nt
Organism: Stegostoma tigrinum
Lineage: Eukaryota; Metazoa; Chordata; Chondrichthyes; Orectolobiformes; Stegostomatidae
Gene: ucmaa
Product: upper zone of growth plate and cartilage matrix associated a
Exons: 5
Coding region: 95-511 (138 amino acids)
Biological process (GO): regulation of osteoblast differentiation; embryonic skeletal system development
Cellular component (GO): extracellular matrix
Source: RefSeq, a predicted model, not a curated record